Messenger RNA from Stylophora pistillata, 1556 nucleotides. RefSeq lists its product as uncharacterized. The record is from RefSeq and is a predicted model, not a curated record. NCBI's taxonomy places the organism in Eukaryota, Metazoa, Cnidaria, Anthozoa, Scleractinia, Pocilloporidae. Gene Ontology annotation, molecular function: oxidoreductase activity, acting on the CH-OH group of donors, NAD or NADP as acceptor.
UUUAUGUUUGGAUGCAAAUUCAUAUAACCAUUCAUCGUACGCGGGUGAGCAUAUGAACGUGACGAUGACCGAGUGUAUCAAUAGUUUAACUGAUAUGUCAUCUUAGGCUACGGAACUAAAACGAUUUUUCUUCUCGGAGGAGCGGUACAAGCGUCUUUAACUCGCCCAUUUCAAUCGAGAAAGUACGAGAUCGGACGUUUAAGAUGUCUCGCGUUUUGGUAACAGGUGCUUCGGGUUUUCUUGCAAGCCAUAUUGUGAGGCAGUUGCUUGAAGCAGGACAGCACAAGGUUCGUGGAACAGUUCGCAGUCUUGCAAACGAGAAGAAAGUGGCUCCUUUAAGACGACUCUGCCCUGAGUAUGCGAUAUAUGAACUGGAACUGGUCGAGGCAGACCUGAUGAACAAAGACUCCUGGCAGGAGGCUGUCAAAGACUGCACCUAUGUAAUUCAUGUAGCAUCACCCUUCCCAGCAGUGAAUCCAAGAGAUGAAAUGGAGGUUAUAGGACCUGCAGUGGAAGGAACUAAAAAUGUGCUUCAGGCAUGUGCUCAUACCCAGGGUGGAGUUAAAAGAGUCGUCUUGACAAGCUCUGUUGUUGCAAUUUAUGGAGGACGACUUGAUGAACAAACCAUAUUUACUGAGAAUGAUUGGGCUAAUGAGGAAGGAAGCACUCCUUAUGAAAAGAGCAAGACCCUUGCUGAGAAAGCUGCGUGGGAAUUACAGAAGAACUUACCAGAUGAUGAGAAGUUUGAUCUUUGUGUCAUUUGUCCUGGAUUCAUCUUAGGACCUGUUCUUCAAGGAUCAACCUGUACAAGCAUGGAGUUUCACAGACGUCUUCUUCAAAGAGAGGUGCCAAUGGUUCCCAGGCUUUCUUUUGCAAUUUGUGAUGUCAGAGAUGUAGCUGCAGCACAUAUAACUGCCAUGAUGUCACCAAAAGCUCCUGGUAACAGAUAUAUGGUCAUCACAAAAUCUAUGUGGAUAGAUGAAAUGGCAAAAAUUCUGGAUGAAGAAUUUAGGCCACUUGGAUACAAGGUGCCAACAAGAGUUGCCCCAAAGUUUGGGUUAAGAUUACUUGCUAUGUUUGAUGAUUCAGUUAAAAUGAUUCUACCUGCUGUUGGAAAAGAAAUCAGAAUGGAUAACUCAAAGAUCACUGAAGAUUUGGAUUUCAAGCCUAAAGAGUUAAGAAGCACUGUUAUAGACAUGGCUUACAGCCUCAUUGAUGCUGGUUUUAUCAAAAAGACAGCAAAAUAUCAGAAAUCAAAGGAAAAUUAGGAGUUUAAAGGAAGCUAAACAGUUAUUGUUUGAUGAGUUAAUACAAGUGCAAUUUUUUAAUUUGGAUUUUCAUAUCAUACUAGGAUAAAAAUUCCAUGCAGACUUGUUUAAUGCAUUGCCAAGCAAUCAACUAUUGAUAUGUAAAUUUGCAGUCAGCUACUAAAGAAAUGUAAAAUAGGCAUCACCAAACUCCUUUUAGCUAAAUUAUUAUAAUAAAACCUAUGGUUAUUUCUGAAAGAAAUAUGUCAAGAAAUUUCAAAGGAAAUAAAUUUAAAUUAACCACUACAA